AGGACGCAGGGCAGCUGGCUCUUCGGGCCAAUGGGUUGGGCGACGGGGCGGGCUUUUGAUGAAGGGUCGGCGGUGGGAAAGAUGGCGGCGACUCUGGGACCCCUUGGGUCGUGGCAGCAGUGGCGGCGAUGUUUGUCGGCUCGGGAUGGGUCCAGGAUGUUACUCCUUCUUCUUUUGUUGGGGUCUGGGCAGGGGCCACAGCAAGUCGGGGCGGGUCAAACGUUCGAGUACUUGAAACGGGAGCACUCGCUGUCGAAGCCCUACCAGGGUGUGGGCACAGGCAGUUCCUCACUGUGGAAUCUGAUGGGCAAUGCCAUGGUGAUGACCCAGUAUAUCCGCCUUACCCCAGAUAUGCAAAGUAAACAGGGUGCCUUGUGGAACCGGGUGCUGCAUUGUCUUCCUUGAGGUAUGGCGACAAGAAGUGAAUGCAGUAUUCCUGGUGUGGCUGCACUGUGAUUUUGUACAAGUCCAUGUUUCCUGAGAGACUGGGAGUUGCAGGUGCACUUCAAAAUCCAUGGACAAGGAAAGAAGAAUCUGCAUGGGGAUGGCUUGGCAAUCUGGUACACAAAGGAUCGGAUGCAGCCAGGGCCUGUGUUUGGAAACAUGGACAAAUUUGUGGGGCUGGGAGUAUUUGUAGACACCUACCCCAAUGAGGAGAAGCAGCAAGAGCGGGUAUUCCCCUACAUCUCAGCCAUGGUGAACAACGGCUCCCUCAGCUAUGAUCAUGAGCGGGAUGGGCGGCCUACAGAGCUGGGAGGCUGCACAGCCAUUGUCCGCAAUCUUCAUUACGACACCUUCCUGGUGAUUCGCUACGUCAAGAGGCAUUUGACGAUAAUGAUGGAUAUUGAUGGCAAGCAUGAGUGGAGGGACUGCAUUGAAGUGCCCGGAGUCCGCCUGCCCCGCGGCUACUACUUCGGUACCUCCUCCAUCACUGGGGAUCUCUCAGAUAAUCAUGAUGUCAUUUCCUUGAAGUUGUUUGAACUGACAGUGGAGAGAACCCCAGAAGAGGAAAAGCUCCAUCGAGAUGUGUUCUUGCCCUCAGUGGACAAUAUGAAGCUGCCUGAGAUGACAGCUCCACUGCCGCCCCUGAGUGGCCUGGCCCUCUUCCUCAUCGUCUUUUUCUCCCUGGUGUUUUCUGUAUUUGCCUUAGUCAUUGGUAUCAUACUCUACAACAAAUGGCAGGAACAGAGCCGAAAGCGCUUCUACUGAGCCCUCCUGCUGCCACCACUUUUGUGACUGUCACCCAUGAGGUAUGGAAGGAGCAGGCACUGGCCUGAGCAUGCAGCCUGGAGAGUGUUCUUGUCUCUAGCAGCUGGUUGGGGACUAUAUUCUGUCACUGGAGUUUUGAAUGCAGGGACCCCGCAUUCCCAUGGUUGUGCAUGGGGACAUCUAACUCUGGUCUGGGAAGCCACCCACCCCAGGGCAAUGCUGCUGUGAUGUGCCUUUCCCUGCAGUCCUUCCAUGUGGGAGCAGAGGGUGUGAAGAGAAUUUACGUGGUUGUGAUGCCAAAAUCACAGAACAGAAUUUCAUAGCCCAGGCUGCCGUGUUGUUUGACUCAGAAGGCCCUUCUACUUCAGUUUUGAAUCCACAAAGAAUUAAAAACUGGUAACACCACAGGCUUUCUGACCAUCCAUUCAUUGGGUUUUGCAUUUUACCCAACCCUCUGCCUACCUGAGGAGCUUUCUUUGGAAACCAGGAUGGAAACUUCUUCCCUGCCUCACCUUCCUUUCACUCCAUUCAUUGUCCUCUCUGUGUGCAACCUGAGCUGGGAAAGGCAUUUGGAUGCCUCUCUGUUGGGGCCUGGGGCUGCAGAACACACCUACGUUUCACUGGCCUUCAUUAGGUGGCCCUAGGGAGAGGGCUUUCUGCUUUGGAUCACUGUUCCCUAGCAUGGGUCUUGGGUCUAUUGGCAUGUCCAUGGCCUUCCCAAUCAAGUCUCUUCAGGCCCUCAGUGAAGUUUGGCUAAAGGUUGGUGUAAAAAUCAAGAGAAGCCUGGAAGACAUCAUGGAUGCCAUGGAUUAGCUGUGCAACUGACCAGCUCCAGGUUUGAUCAAACCAAAAGCAACAUUUGUCAUGUGGUCUGACCAUGUGGAGAUGUUUCUGGACUUGCUAGAGCCUGCUUAGCUGCAUGUUUUGUAGUUACGAUUUUUGGAAUCCCACUUUGAGUGCUGAAAGUGUAAGGAAGCUUUCUUCUUAUACCCUGGGCUUGGAUAUUGCCCAGAGAAGAAAUUUGGCUUUUUUUUCUUAAUGGACAAGAGACAGUUGCUGUUCUCAUGUUCCAAGUCUGAGAGCAACAGACCCUCAUCAUCUGUGCCUGCAAGAGUUCACUGUCAUUGAGCAGCACAGCCUGAGUGCUGGCCUCUGUGUGUCAACCCUUAUUCCACUGCCUUAUUUGACAAGGGGUUACAUGCUGCUCACCUUACUGCCCUGGGAUUAAAUCAGUUACAGGCCAGAGUCUCCUUGGAGGGCCUGGAACUCUGAGUCCUCCUAUGAACCUCUGUAGCCUAAAUGAAAUUCUUAAAAUCACCGAUGGAACCAAA
Molecule: messenger RNA, 2540 nt
Organism: Pan troglodytes (chimpanzee)
Lineage: Eukaryota; Metazoa; Chordata; Mammalia; Primates; Hominidae
Gene: LMAN2L
Product: lectin, mannose binding 2 like
Exons: 9
Coding region: 577-1209 (210 amino acids)
Biological process (GO): endoplasmic reticulum to Golgi vesicle-mediated transport
Cellular component (GO): Golgi membrane; endoplasmic reticulum membrane; endoplasmic reticulum-Golgi intermediate compartment
Molecular function (GO): D-mannose binding
Source: RefSeq, a predicted model, not a curated record